Molecule: messenger RNA, 3847 nt
Organism: Ruditapes philippinarum (Manila clam)
Lineage: Eukaryota; Metazoa; Mollusca; Bivalvia; Venerida; Veneridae
Product: hillarin-like
Exons: 5
Coding region: 581-2485 (634 amino acids)
Source: RefSeq, a predicted model, not a curated record
GUUCAUUUCGCUGUAUUAAACUAAUCAUCGGUUUUUAUUUCAUUGAAUAAACAACAACAACAACAAACUGAUUUUGAUUAAACUGAAUAUACAAAAGGAUGUUCAAACUUUUGUAUUUGUAGAUUUCAUUAUAUCCUGAAAUGCUCUCAUUUGGUUUGCUCUUCUAGUUUUUACGCCGAUGUUAUAACAAUUUUAUAAUAUAUCCCGACUGUCUUUGCACUUAACCGAUUUUGCUUGAAAAUUAACCAGUAAUUAUACCAAUAUCUCCGUUUACAUGACUACUAAACCCUUGUGAUUUUUGAGACAAAUGACUGACCAAUUUGACCAUUUGAAACGGAGACAUUACACCUGUUCGGAGGAUGGAACCAUCGACCCCUGAAUUACUAAUGCUCUCCUCAGUCCGAAAAUUCAGGGAGGUUCAAUUGUUCCUGCCAUUUAUACAAAACCCCCGUCAAAGUCGUACAAAUUGUCGGACAAUCACUACUUCUACAUCAAAGAUUUGAAGCAACUUCCUGGUAAUUUACCGGAGCCUCGUCCACAAAACAAAACAAAAACAGAAACAAUAGACAUUGUUGAGUAUAUGCUAGUAGAUGAUAAAGCUAUACGGAUUCCAUUGACGACCCUAAGCAAACCUAUAGAUGUCCUGGUAGAAUAUCUCAUAGAAGGAUAUGAUGACGACCUGUCAAAGGUUCGUGUUUUGUUUCGUUGGUUAACAAAUCAGCCAAUAAACCGAAUGCACGUGCUGGAACACGAGCCGAAAGACAAGAACUCGGCCCUUCAUCAUCUAUGGAGGCUGAAAACACAGAAACAACGUUAUAGCAAAAUAUUUAGUGUUCUCUGCAGAUAUGCUGGACUGUACUGCGUGAUUGUCCACGGCGCUGUCAAAGGAGAGACCUAUGAAAUCGGAGAGAAAAUUGACAUGGGAAAACAUUACGGGGAAUGGAAUGCUGUUUGUAUAGACGGCGAAUGGCGCUUUAUUGACGCUCUUUGGGGGGCAUGUGACAUCAGGGAUCCUGGAGACGGUCGAGGUAGAUUCAAAUGUGACGAACGAUUCUUUUUUACAGACCCCAAGGAGUUGAUAUUUACUCAUUUUGCUGAGACGCCCCAAUGGCAGUUAUUGGACUCACCCAGGCAUAUUGAGUCCUUUGAAGAAACCGUGUGUCUCAAAAAUAGAUUUUUUGAGCUAGGAAUGCAAGUUUUGUCACAUCCAUUGUGUGAAAUUGAGGCUCAGGAUGGGGAAGUGGAAAUUUUAUUCGGCAUACAACCUAAACAGGUAUCAGAACAAAGAUUUAAUUGUUACAUCUCACAUUUUGAUAGACCAGAAACAAGGCGAUAUUUAUCGAAUGGGUCUAAUAACAGCGUACCAAUCUUCAUACAUAAACUUACAGAUAGUUCCAUUUCAAUAAAGGUACGGUUUCCUGAACAAGGAGUAUUUAGGGUCGAAAUUGUAGGAAAGCAGACAAACAAAGGUAGUAUGUACAAAGAAUAUGAUUGGAUCGCUGUUUACAAGGUGCUCGUUGAGCAAUCAGCUAACGUUGGAUUUCCGAAAAUGGACGCGGUAGGUUGGGGACCGGGCAAAGAUAUAGCGAAGGUAGGACUUGUUCCGUUUAAUUACACUAGCGGCGUGAUUGUUGCAAAGAACUCCAUUACAAAGCUUAGGUUCAAGAUAGGAGACACAAACAUUGUUCAGAACAUGAAAUUCUUUUUUAAGAUGGCUUCAACGUAUGAUAACGACCUUAGCAUUAAUUCAGUCAGUGACAAAUUUGAGAUUGACCUUAACAUAAUGACAUUUUUCCUUGAAGCGCCUCCUUUCGGUGAGUACACUUUGAAAAUGUAUGCACGGAAUGUUCGUGGAAAUAUACCAAUGUCAGAGAGAAAGGAAACCAACAUUUGUAACUACCUACUUAUAAGUGAUGUACCGCAACGACACAGCCCACUUGGGGUUUUGACAGAAAAAACGGAAAUCGCUGAAGACUCACUGGAACGAUCAACAAAAAUGACAGAAACUAAGCAAUUGACUGAAAAAAAGCCAGAGGUUGCAGAAUCGAUAGUCAGCGCUUCAAAUGUUAUGAUGGAAACGCGAUCUCAUCCUUCAGAGAGUAUUCGUAAUUCUCCAGACGGAAUCGAUGACUUAAAAACACCCGAACCGAUUUUUCGUGAACCAUUAGCAAAGUCUGAGGCAAAACAGAUAUUUGUCCGUGUUGAUAAAGAUCUUCAGGAGAUACCGGCCAUUCCCUUGAAUGUAGUCAGACCAGUGCAUCCCGAAAUACAGACAACCAAUCAGAAAUCAACUGACAAGCGAGAAAUGAAGGCAAUCUCAACAAAUAAAGUGGUUCCCUUGAUGUCAGGCGGAGACGACCAGAGCAUGAUGCUGGUACCAGUUUCAGAAAAGGCUAAACGACCAACAACAGGUGAAAGGAGAAAUAGAACUCGAGAUGAUACAAAGUAUCUCACGGCGCUUGCCAAAGUAAGAGGAGAACAAUAACAGUCAAUCAAUUUGAAAAUCAUUCAUUUAAAAUGUUACCAAUUAUACUGGCAAUACAUGGUAAGAAAUAGCUUAUUAACAAUUUCAGCCACCAAAACUUAUCUACGUAUUAAACACGGGGGAGGAAGUGUUACACGAGGGAUGGAGUUCUUGUGAUAACUUGUUAUGGAAUUCUUGUGAUAACUGUCACGGAGUUCGUCGAAAAACUAUUGUAUAUACUGCAAAAACAUUCGUCAAAAAUGGUAAUUUUCAUCUUUAAAAAGCGAGUUUUAUGUGCUAAAUUAAUCUUUAAUGAUUAAGCUUGCCUUACAUAUUGUAUUAUGUGUCAAAAACUUAAAUUGCAAACAUAAAUCCCCGGCAAACAAAUUUAUACCCGAUUUUUUUUAAAUGUCCCGGAGUUCUUGUGAUAACUCAAAAUGUGUUCUGGAGUUCUUAUGAUAACUUUUGUUACUGCCAAUGUGUUUCUUGUGCUAAAUCACGGCACGUUAUAGCGUAUUUUAUUAUUCAGUAAGGUUGUAAAUCAUUAUGAAAUGUAGUACGUUCAUUUUUUGCACAAAAAUGAUGAUAUAUAAUGUUGGUUUCCAGUGUAUUUUAGUUAAAGAGAUAAUACUGAGAUAUCUUAUUGGUAUUUUUGCUGACGCAAAUUUCGUAGACUGGAAAAAGGAUUGAUGUAGAGCAUUGGCUUUCAUAAUAAAAUGCGCUCAAGUAUGGUGUCUUCAUGUAUAUUUUUCUGCCGGUGUUUGAUGGGUAUUUCCCCUAUGUAAUCUUAGUGGAGGAAACUCUGUUAAUAUUGCUGAAAUUGAAAACAAUUGAAAUACAAUAUUUAAGGCAAGCUUUAUAAUUAAAGAUUAAUUUAGCACAUAAAACUCACUUUUCUACGAUGAAAAUUACCAUUUUUGACAAGAGUUUUUGCAGUAUAUACAAUAGUUUUCCGACGGUCUCCGUGACAGUCACAAUAACUCCUUAACAAGUUAUCAUAAAAACACUUCCUCCCCGUGUUAAAAGCUGGGAAUUUAAGACGAAAAAGUUCGAUUCAUAUUGACUAUCUACAUUCAUACGUGUACGUAUAGACACAAUACACUUUGAAUAAUCUGUGACAUUUGAAUGAAAGUAAUCAUUGUUUUUUGUCCAGCGUGUCAAUAUAUUUAAUCAUGCAUUAAAAUAUUUAAUGUUUUGAGAGCAGUUACAAAGGCAUUGUUCAUUUAUGCUAGUUCAAUUUGACAUUUGUAGGUGUUAAAAAAUCUGACUUAAUUGUUGAAUGACAUGUUCGUUAAUGUUUAAAUCACUGUGUUAUACAUGAAAUCAUACUUAUUAUAUGACUUCGAAUUUGACUGAAGCAGUUGCUGAAUAAAAUAAAAUGAU